AUGUGGAGAUUUCUCUGUCUGAGCUUUGUGUGGGGCCCGAUCUUCGUGAGGGACCUGAUCUUCAUGUGGGGCCUGAUCUUCGUGUCGAGCCCAAUCUUCGUGCGGAGCGUGUCCUUCGUGUGGAGCCUGAUCUUCGUGCGGGCCUCAGUGUGGAGCAUGAUCGCCGUGUGGAGCCUGAUCUUCAUGUUGCUCGUGAGAGGCGUGCUCGUUGAGUGCAGCUCCAGCUCGGCCUACUUGAGGAACUUGUUCUUCGAGAGGGGCCAGAUCUUCGUGUGGAGUCUUCUCUCUGUUUCGAUGCAGGUCUUCGUGUGGGGCCUGAUCGUCGCGUGGAGCCUACUCUUCGUGUGGGGCGCGAUCUUGGCGCGGGUCUCCGUGUGGAGCCUGGUCUUCGCGCGGAGCCGGCGACCACGACCAAGAGUGAAGGGGGGCGAGCGUCUCGAACUCAGGAGGGAAAAAAAACACAGACACAGUUAA
Prorocentrum cordatum is the source of this 474-nucleotide messenger RNA. Lineage: Eukaryota; Dinophyceae; Prorocentrales; Prorocentraceae. The record is from the annotation of a GenBank genome assembly.